Molecule: messenger RNA, 2955 nt
Organism: Porites evermanni
Lineage: Eukaryota; Metazoa; Cnidaria; Anthozoa; Scleractinia; Poritidae
Source: the annotation of a GenBank genome assembly
AUGUCUGUCCUAGAAAUGAGUUUUUCGUACGUUUUACAGAGGUUUGUUACAGCAAAGGCCAAAGAAUCUGAGAACCUUACAUGCACAUCAGAUGGAAAUUCAAGAUGUGAUGAGUUAUGUGGAAAGAUGUCCGGCGAGGAAGCAAGAACAUUUUACGAAACUGUUUUGUCUUCUGAAAGCUCUAAUAGAGAAGGUUUUGACUAUGCAAAGGCAUUAACUGAACAAGAACUCAGUUCAAAAAGAGAAAAAUACAAACAGAAUAAUUUAAUAUCACCCAGUGGAACUAAAGAUGGUAAUGACGAUUUUGAUGGUGACAGUAAAUGUAACGAUGUGAACUACAAAAUUCCCUGUUCAAGAUCAAGAAUUUCAAAUAAAUGUGUUUCAAGUUCUUCAAAUCACAGAAUUGUAAAUCAAUUUCUGCAAUAUGCUCAGGAAGGAAGAUUAAGACAAGUUAAAGAUAUGCUUUCAUCUCAUAGCAUAGACAUCGAUGUGUGUGACCAGUUUUCCUGGACUGCUUUGAUGUGUGCAUCUCAUAGUGGGCAGGUUCAUGUUGUGAAAUACCUCUUAGAGAAAGGUGCUGAUUGGAGACUUCACAAGGACUUACAAGGAAGAACUGCACUGGAUCUUGCUAUAGUUGCUAAACAUUUUGACAUUGUAGAACUUCUCAGGUCCUAUAAUGGUUGCAUCAAAUCCAAACAUUGGAAAGCUGAUCUGAGAGAAAAUAAACAUUCCACUGAGAAAACAAAAUUUUGGUGCUCAGUUUGCGAGCAAGAGUUUACAGAUGAUGAAAAGGUACACAAGGGAUCCACAGUUCACUUGUUUAAUAUACAACGCAAGCCUCAAAAGACGUUUUAUUAUAUCCCAGAAGGCAAUGUUGGGUAUCAAAAAUUAAUGAUGUUAAAAUCUGGUUGGAAUGAUGACAAAGGUUUGUUCUUUACUAACUUUUUUCUUUUUGCAGUUGAUCAGUUAAUUAUUAAUCUUCAGAAGUAAUAUUGAAAGGGGCACAAGAUCCAAACUUGGUUGCUUUUGGGAGGAAACCGUUUUUUUCCAUACAAAGUCCUUUUGAAACAAGUCAUUUUGAUAGGAACUUAGGUGGCAAAACUGCGUAUUAAUUUCAGCCACUCAAAGUAUAGUUAGCAUGUGACCAAGAAAAACAUAUGGCAUGAAUAUUCCUUGUUCUAUAAGCCAACUGUGUAAAAUUUUUCAAAGUAACCUGUAUCAAAAGGACAUUGUAUUGAAAUGUUUUGGGGAAGAUCUAAGGAUGUUUUAGGGGGUUUGGUCAAAACCCCUAACAGUAACCAAAAAUGGGAAAUAGGUGAACCCUGCAGUUAUAACAAGAACAUAGUAAAACUUAUGAAAAGUACAGUAACCCAGGAACACAUACAACUCCUGGUAAAGAAGGGGCUCAUUUCAGGGUAAUGGGCACCCUGCCAGUCGAGCCUUGGUUUUGCUUGCUUGAUUUUGGUGUACAGUUGAACCUCUUUACAACGGCUACCUUGAGGACAGAAGAAAGUAGCUGUUGUAGAGAGGUGACCAUUAGCAGAGGUUCGACUGUACUCAAGAAGCCUCUUCAUGAAUCAUGUAAGAUCUUUGUUGAGCAUGCUCUGCAUGUUGCUAUGAUAAAGUCUUCAACUCAGGCCUAAUGGCUGGUGCUUGGUUCAGCAGGCCCAACUAUGAUCAUCGGUUUAUCAACAGUUGGAUGCUCAUGAUUGCAAAACCAGUUUGUUGAGAGAAAACAAGAUUGACUAGUCCAGAAGUUCGGGCCAGGGUGACUUCUAAGGCUUGACAUUAUUCAUUGAGAGCCUCCUUUUUUUUCCUCCUUGAUCUAGAAGGAGGAGGCUCUGCUCUUACAGUGGGUACGGUAAUGGGCUCCUCGUAGAACAGAAUCUACAAAAACCUCUCCAUUGUGGCAGAGGUCUUUUCUUUUUGUCCUCUUAGAAAAAAAAAUUGUUUACUUUAAGCAAUCAAAACACUUUAAUUUGCCUUCUAAAAUAUCUAAUAAUAGUGACUUUGAAUGAAUGAAAGAUGGUAAAUUUUAAGCUCGGUCAAAGAAAUGUGAAAAUGAAAUGAUCAGCAUGUCACAAUUGUGGGACAGAAAAAAAUCUAAGUCCAGGAUUUGAACCUAUGACCUUCCAAACACUGGGCGGACGCUCUAUCCACUUAAGCUAUGGAGAACUCUGCCAUGGAGAGCGAGGCCAUAAUAUACUAAGUUCAUAUUUGACACGCGUCCUGCAUACUGCAAGGAUCAGCAAUAUUGAUGUCUCAAUGUGUGGUGAAAGAAUGAAAGAUGGUAAAUUUUAAGCGCGGUGAAACAAAUGUGAAAAUGAAAUAAUCAGCAUGUCACGAGCGUGGGACAAAAAAAAUCUAAGUCUCCAACUGCAUUCGAACCUAUGACCUCCCAAACACCGGGUGGGAAGUCACAAUAGUGACUUCAUUUCAAAUUUUAUUUUAAGUCCAUAAAAUUGUGCAGUUGGCUUCACACUUGUGAAACAUAGUGUUACCCCCCCAAAAAUUGACAUUCUUUAAUUUAUUCCCUUCUGAACAGGUUUAGGUCCAGAAGGAGCUGGAAGAAAAUUUCCCAUUAAGACAGUCCUUAAAAGAGAUCGUCUGGGUUUAGGUAGCAAGGGUCGUCAACAGCCAAGAGUAACGCACUUUGGUCCAAAUGACCGUACUGCUGUGAAGAGGAGAAAAGUUAGCAAUAAAGACAAGGAGGUAAACAAGCCAAGAAAAACCAGUCGAAGAGAAAGGCUAGCCAAUGAAAAGAAACAAAAGAAUUGGGAAAGAAACAUGAGGAUAUAUAUGAACACAGAAUAAAUUUUAUUUACUGGCAUACUAUUUGACUGCCCUUUUUUCAGCUACUUGAAGAAUGCUGUUAGUAGCUAUAAAUAAAAAAUAAGCAUCGAAAUGUCGUAGAUGCCUACAAAAUCGUAAAUUAUCUUUAUAUUAACAUUAUGC